CAGGCGGGUGCAGACAGCGGCAACUCCGACCCGGUCAGAAAAUCAGGAGGACCCACAUGGACCCACUGCUGUCAGCCCUGAGUGUCCCCUCCCGGACCAUGGACCCCUCCCCACUGACCUCCUACCGCUGGCACACUGGGGGCAGUGCCGGGGAGAAGGGGACUGCUGGCGGGGUCCGCUGGGGGCGCCUUUCAGGCUGGGGUCGGGCACUGAGCCUCCAGGAGUCCCUGGGCAGCAGGCAGCCAGCUCCCCGCUCUCUGUUCCGCCGAGUUCUCUCUGCACCCCCAAAGGAAGCCUGCACAAGCCGCCUGAGGAUGUCCAAGAUGCUCUGGGGGCGGUCCAAGAGCCCCUCACCGGAGCCAGAGCCAGAGCCCCAAGCCCCAGAGCUGGAGCCCCCUGGCCCCCAGAUUCCUGAGGCCCCCAGCCCCAACGUGCCUGUCUGGAACAUCAGUGACUUCACCCUGCUGGAUGGCCGGCUGGUGCUGCUAAGGGGCGAGGAGGAGGGAUCCCACCUGUCCUGGGUGGGUAGUGCCAGCUCUGAGAGCAGCAUCCAUAUGGCCCUGGGGACCCUCAGAGACAAAGAACGGACCCCCAGGAAAUUGGAGCCGGAGGCUGCUGGACCCAACCCGCCCCACAACGUCCGGGGGCUGCUCAGGCGUCUGAAAGAGAAGAAGAGGGCCAGGUUGGAGCUGGGCACCAACGCCCCCCGAGAUGGGGCCCUGGGCUCCCGGGAGUCCUUGGCCACAUUGUCCGAGCUGGACCUGGGCGCCGAGAGGGAUGUUCGCGUGUGGCCGGUGCAUCCCAGCCUCCUGGAGGAGAGGCACUGCUUCCAGGUCACGUGGGCCGGCGGCCAGCGCUGCUUCUCCUGUCGCUCAGCCGCCGAGAAGGACCGUUGGAUCCAGGACCUGCGCCGCCACUUCCAGCCCUGCCAGGACACGUCGGAGCGGGAGGAGACGUGGCUGAGCGUGUGGGUGCAUGAGGCCAAGGGGCUGCCCCGGGCGGCGGCCGCGGCGCCGGGCGUGCGGGCCGAGCUGUGGCUGGACGGGGCGCUGCUGGCGCGCACGGCGGCGCGUGCCGGCCCGGGGCCGCUCUUCUGGGCCGAGCGCUUCCACUUCGAGGCUCUGCCGCCUGCGCGGCGCCUGUCCCUGCGGCUGCGCAGGGCCGGCCCGGGGGGCGCGGCGCUGGGCCGCGUGGCGCUGACCCUGGCCGAGCUGGGCGCUCCCCGCGGACCGGCCGCCGGUCUGGAACGCUGGUUCCCGCUGCUCGGGGCCCCGGAAGGCGCGGCGCUACGGGCGCGGGUCCGGGCGCGCCGCCUGCGCGUGCUGCCGUCGGAGCGCUACAAGGAGCUGGCUGAGUUCCUCACCUUCCACUACGCGCGCCUGUGCGGGGCGCUGGAGCCCGCGCUGCCCGCGCAGGCCAAAGAGGAGCUGGCGGCCGCCCUGGUGCGCGUGCUGCAGGCCACCGGCCGGGCGCAGGCACUGGUGACAGACCUGGGUACCAUGGAACUGGCCCGCUGCGGAGGUCACGAAGCGCUGCUGUUCCGGGAGAACACGCUUGCCACCAAGGCCAUUGAUGAAUACAUGAAGCUGGUGGCACAGGAUUACCUCCAGGAGACCCUCGGGCAGGUGGUGCGUCGUCUCUGUGCCUCCAGAGAGGACUGUGAGGUAGACCCCAGCAAGUGCCCGGGUCCCGAACUGCCGCAGCACCAGGCCUGGCUGCACAGCAGCUGUGAGGAGGUCUUCCAGAACAUUGUCCACUCCCACAGCUGGUUCCCCGCCGAGCUGGGUGCUGUGUUCUCCAGCUGGACAGACGUCUGCAGGAAGCGGGGCACUGAGGUGCUGGGCCCACAGCUGGUGUGUGCCUCCCUCUUUCUGCGGCUCCUCUGCCCUGCCAUCCUGGCCCCCAGCCUGUUCGGCUUGGUACCGGAGCAUCCAGCCCCUGGCCCGGCGCGUGCCCUCACACUCAUUGCCAAGGUCAUCCAGAACCUCGCCAACCGUACUCUCUUCGGCGAGAAGGAGGCGUACAUGGGCUUCAUGAACAGCUUCCUGGAGGAACAUGGACCCGCCAUGCAGAGCUUCUUGGAGCAAGUGGCUGUGGUGGAUGCAGCAGCCCCCAGCGGCUACCAAGGCAGCACUGACCUGGCCCUCCGACUGGCAGUUCUGCAUGCUCAGCUCUGCACCAUCUUUGCUGAGCUGGAUCAGGCAACCCGUGAGAGCCUGGAACCACUGCCCACCAUCCUGAGAGCCAUCGAGGAGGGAAGGCCUGUCCCCGUGUCUGUGCCCAUGCGCCUGCCCCCACCCUCCAUCCAGGGGAACACCAGCUUCCCUGCAGGCGAGAAGCCAGGGUUCCUGCCCCCCCGGGACCUUCCUAAGCACACCCCUCUCAUCUCCAAGAGCCAGUCCCUCCGAAGCGUCCAGGGAGCAGGCUAUCAGACCUGGCGGCGACCAGACCACUACAACCCACUGUAUCCCACCUGCGUGCAGCGCACGCAAAGUGUCCCAGCCCGAUGCCGAUCCACAGGGUCUCUGCCGCACCCCAAAUGCUCGAUGCGCACGGGGUCAGCACCCCGUGGUCGGCCCUGGACCCGGGCCUCGGCCUCGCUGCCUCGCAAAUCGUCAGUUCCCUGGCAGCGGCAGCUGGACCAGCCGCGGGACAGAGACCAGGCGCUAGGCGUGCACCGACCCAUGGGCAAGCUGGCCGAGCUUCAGUGCGAGAUGGCCGCCCUGCGUGCGGAGCAGAAGGCGCUGUCCGGCCUCGUGGAGUCACUAGGAGCCCAGCUCCGAGCCUUCGCUGAGCAGCAGGUGCAACUUCGCGGCCAGCUGCAGGACCUGGACUCCAGGCUCUGCGACAGGACCUCCAGGUUGCAUGCCGAGUGCAACCUGCCUAGCUGUGAGGUCCCUAGGCUGAAAAGUUGGGAGCACCGCCUGGCCGCGGUGGAGAAUGCGCAAACCCAGCUGAGCGAGGCUCUGCAGCGCCUACAGCUUCCCCCAGGGACCGCGGGGUCCCCCGGAAGCCAACCCCAACCCCUCAAAGGACCCUGCAUCAACGGCGACACCCCCUGA
This is a messenger RNA of Sorex araneus (European shrew), 3062 nucleotides long. RefSeq names its product RAS protein activator like 3 (gene RASAL3). NCBI's taxonomy places the organism in Eukaryota, Metazoa, Chordata, Mammalia, Eulipotyphla, Soricidae. Bases 57 to 3062 code for a protein of 1001 amino acids. The record is from RefSeq and is a predicted model, not a curated record. The transcript has 18 exons. Gene Ontology annotation, biological process: regulation of GTPase activity.